Messenger RNA from Theobroma umbraticum, 1380 nucleotides. The record is from RefSeq and is a predicted model, not a curated record. Lineage: Eukaryota; Viridiplantae; Streptophyta; Magnoliopsida; Malvales; Malvaceae.
AUGAGCUUUAUCUUGUGAACAGCUAGUCAUCUUCCUUAUAACAGGAAUGGGUUCAAGUUCUUCACAAAUGCUGGAGGCCUUGGGAAAACUGACAUAAAAGACAUCUCGGAGCGUGCUGCAGAUCUAUACAGUAAUUUCCUUACAACAUCAGUUCAAAAGGUUGACUACAUGGCUGUUUAUACAUCUGAUCUUGUGAAGGCAGUCCGUAAAGCUGCUGGAAAUAUAGAAAAGCCAUUGGAGGGAUUCCACAUUAUUGUUGAUGCAGGAAAUGGUGCAGGAGAAUUUUUUGCAGAAAAGGUGCUUGAACUUCUUGGUGCUAUUACUUCUGGUAGUCAGUUCUUGGAGCCAGAUGGUAUGUUUCCAAAUCAUAUUCCCAACCCUGAGGAUAAAGUUGCAAUGAAAGCUAUUACCCAGGCAGUUCUUGACAACAAGGCCAACUUGGGGAUCAUCUUUGAUACAGAGGUUGAUAGGUCUGCUGCAGUCGAUUCCACUGGUCGCGGGUUCAAUCCAAGUCUAAUUACUUUAAUGUCAGCGAUUGUGCUUGAGGAACAUCCAGGUACAACCAUUAUUGUUACAGACAGUGUGACUUUAGAUGGGCUUACUUCAUUCAUUGAAAAGGAACUUGGGGGAAAGCACCAUAGAUUUACAAGAGGCUAUAAGAAUGUCAUCGAUGAGGCGAUUAGCUUGAACUCUGUUGGACAAGAAUCACAUCUGGCUAUAGUGACCAGUGGCCAUGGAGCUCUCAAGGAGGAUCACUGGCUUGAUGAUGGGUUAUUCUUGAUGGUCAAAAUCCUAAAUAAACUUGCUUCGGCCAGGGCUUCUGGUAGAGAUGAUGGAAGCAAAGUUUUAACAGAUCUGGUUGAGGGUCUGGAGGAACCAGCUAUUGCUGUGGAACUGAGACUAAAGAUUAAUCAGAGUCAUCCUGAUCUUAAAGGAGGAUCUUUCCGAGAUUAUGGGGAAGCAGUGCUGAAGCACUUGGAGAACUCUAUUGCUUCAUAUCCCAAGCUUCAGAAAGCACCUGUUAACUAUGAAGGGUUCCGAGUUUCUGGCUUUGGAGGGUGGUUCCCUCUUAGGCUUUCUCUUCCUGAUCCCGUCCUUCCUGUUAACAUUGAGGCACCAAGCCGUGAAGAUGCUGUGAAACUUGGACGUGAAGUACCUGCUGCUUUGAAGGAGUUUCCAGCUUUGGACACAUCGGCUUUAGACAAAUUUGUCCAACCCCAUUGUGCUGAGUGGCGAUCUCUUUCAGCUUUUGAUUUGUGAUCCAGUGGCUGCCUUCUCUUUUGUGAUGAGCCGACCUGCCUAAUGUAAUAAUGCUAGUUUUGAGGUUUGAGGAGUCUUUGACACACUUCUUUUAAAAGGUGCCCAGAAAACCAGCCCGGG